Paramecium sonneborni is the source of this 347-nucleotide messenger RNA. The record is from the annotation of a GenBank genome assembly. Lineage: Eukaryota; Ciliophora; Oligohymenophorea; Peniculida; Parameciidae.
AUGUUAUUUAAAUAAAAUUGCUCAUUGUUUAGAAAGCUUUUAGCUUAGAAAUGUUUAAUGAUGCCAGGAGCAUAUAAUGGUAUGGUAAGUAGACAAUGUGCAGAUAAUGGUUUUGAGGCUCUAUAUAUAUCAGGUGCUGCUGUCACUGCAUCAAGUGGAGUGCCAGAUAUUGGGUAUAAUUUAGAGAUAAGUUAUUAAGUAUGGNUUAUAAAUAUUAAAUAUAUAAGAAAAAAAUUGAGAAAGAAUAUCAUGUUUUAAGGUUUCUUCUUUUGAGAAUGGUUGAAUAAGUGACUGAUUUCAAUUUUGGGACAGUUACAACUUUUUUGAGAAGAUUAUCAUAGAGAUGA